CGAAGUCACUUUUUUUUUUUUUUGCGCAUAUUGACCACGCUACCCCCUGAAUUUCUUCAUUUUCCAGACAGUCCAGGCAUAUCUUUACGUCAAAUCCGCAACAGACUCUGCUAUCAAGUUUCUACCAGACAACAGCUGCUAUUCAUUGAACCAACCACUUUCAGUCAACAAACAGCACACAACAGGCAAAAAAAAAAAAAAAAUCCGCAUUCAACCCCAGGGAAUGGUUAGACUCAGUAGGAAUCAGUCCCUACCUGCACCCCCAAGUCAUGGAGCCACACUUCGCAAAGUCAGCACAAAUGCGUUCUCAUUUCCGACCCUCAACUUGACCAGAACCUUGAGCGAGAGGAGUCUUUCCAGCAGUAACGCCGGCGGAUCCACUUCGCGGUCCUCGUCAAAGUCCCGAGGCAGAUCGCGCUCGGGAUCGACAGCACCCAUUCCUCUUGCUCCUAUCAUUAGCGCUAUUCAAAAGGGCAACUUCGUCAUGCUGUCUGAGCUCGACCUAGAUGUGCUCAUCAAAGACAUGACCGGCAAGGACUCGAAGGUCUUGGAAGCCCUCAACAUCACAGCCUCGUCCAUCUCCGCCGCCGAUGCCAAGAUUCUGGCCAAGCUCAUCAAGUCAUCUGAUGCCGCCAAUAUCAAGUCGCUCAAGAUGGAGGGCAACAUGAUCAGUCAACAGGCGAGCAAGGUCAUGUUUGAGGCAUGGAAGUUCAACAAGACGAUCUCGACUUUGAGCCUUGCGCGGUCUGGCGUCAAUGACAAGGCAAUCAAGUAUCUGGCAAGGGUCAUUGUCAAGAACGAGACACUCAAGACGCUCGAUCUGUCUGGAAACCACAUCACGGCCCACGGAACUGAAUUGUUGGCUGAGGCGCUCGUUCUGAACCGAGGAGUGACACGGCUAUGCAUACAGUCCAAUAACAUCAAGAAGGCGGGUGCGCCGCAUCUGGUCAAGAUCCUUGCCAAGAACAGGGUCAUUCGACACAUGAACAUCGGAUCCAACGGUCUGGGAGCGGAUGGUAUCACAUACAUCGCAGAGGCCGUUAGGUUCAAUCGGACGCUCACUUCACUCAGUUUAGACAUGAACGAGAUGGGAUCCAAAGGAGCGGCAGCGAUAGCGACAGCGUUGAUCUCCAACCGUCAUCUUACCCAUCUUUAUCUGCCUCACAAUAACAUUGGGGACAAGGGUCUGGCGGACAUUUGUGAGAGCCUGAAGCGCAACAAGUACCUUAUCAGCCUCGACCUGGAGCUUAACCAUAUCGGCCAAGGACAGUCCACGGUCGGUCUCAAGGCACUCGGUGACGUUUUGAGGGUCAACACCAGCCUCCGGGAACUCAACCUAUCCUUCAACCUCUUCUCAGCUGAAGCCAUUCAGGAGUUGGUCAAUGGCAUGACCAUGAACACGACUCUGGAAAGUGUGGUCUUCACUAACUGCUGCCUCUCUACCGAAGCCGCUGUGGCACUAUCGAAGGUGCUUUCGUCAGUGACGGGACUUCAGAACCUUGGUCUGACAAGCAACCCUGAUAUCGGUGUCCAGGGUUAUUGGGCCCUCGCUUCAGGACUCGUCAAGAACCGAUCGUUGAAGGGCAUUCAGCUGGAUUACAAUUCGGAGGACCGACAGGCGCUCUACGAGUCGUUUCAGAACUCGCUCACCAGGAACCAUAUCUGGCAGCAGGCGAUUUACGCUGCAGCAUGUCGCAUCUUGAUUCUUUCGAGAAUCGUCCUCUUGGGCCGGCCCGCGAACCAGAAGCAGCUCCAGUUGCAGCAACAGCACCAUGUACAGCAUCACAACCAGCACCACGGAUGGAACAUCUUUCGACGUGUCAGGUUGGGCAGGAGCAAUUCGUCCAACUCGAUCACUUCAUUAUGGUCAAUGGGAAAGAGCGGCCAUAAUGGAAACCAUGGUCUCCAAUCAAAUGGUGCAGAUGGCGGUGGAGUGGAGGGUGAUGUAGGCUACAACAUGAGCCAUGGUAAUUCGUACUCGCGUAAGAUGUCGGUCAAUGGUUCGUCCAGCAAAGCUGUGCCCCGGCAGUCGUCGAACUCGAGUCUUUUGUCGAACUCCCGUCAUGGUCCCAAGGAAUCGAUUUCGAGCGCCACUACUGUCGCGGAUCAUCACCACCAGCACCAGCACCACCCUAGCCACUAUCACACGCUCUCGAAUGCAUCGGCAACGACCGCGACCGAGGUUGAAUACAAUCCUCACAGGAUUCUAGCCAACCUGUGCAACAUGCCGCAUGAGAUAUUUGAGAACAUUUGCGCGUUCCUUGAUCCAGGCCGUACGAUGAGCAUUGCGCAGGUGCGGGCUACGGUACAGACAGCGGGCGAUCGGACAACAUUUGUGCGGUAUUAUACCCGAGAGCGGAUGCUUGAGCGGAUCUUUAACAGCCGAUACAUCUCGCCUCAUGGUACACGAUAUACCCUGAAGCCAGGCGAUGAGAGGAUCUAGGGACUCUAUCUUUGGUUCAUUCUGUCAAAUACCAACAUGCAUGCAACUCAAUACACCACGCACUCAG
This is a messenger RNA of Gamsiella multidivaricata, 2510 nucleotides long. RefSeq lists its product as uncharacterized. NCBI's taxonomy places the organism in Eukaryota, Fungi, Mortierellomycota, Mortierellomycetes, Mortierellales, Mortierellaceae. The record is from RefSeq and is a predicted model, not a curated record. Gene Ontology annotation, molecular function: small GTPase binding; GTPase activator activity. Bases 224 to 2443 code for a protein of 739 amino acids. Gene Ontology annotation, cellular component: cytosol; nucleus; perinuclear region of cytoplasm. Gene Ontology annotation, biological process: activation of GTPase activity; nucleocytoplasmic transport. The transcript has 2 exons.